CGACCAAGCCUAUAACCUUGCACGACGAAGCAUGUGCUCUGACCUCAUGCGACGUCGCCGCUCACGCCUCGCAAGUUCUUGUCUGCGGUAUCGUGAGCGCCGUACUCCGUCCCUCACUGCAAAAUACACCAACUGGAGUACGGGCAAAAAGCAUCCAAUAUUUCGAGUAUUAGUGUUCAUGUGUACUAAAUCUGGUUUUCCAGGUAAAUUAGGUUAA
This is a messenger RNA of Meloidogyne enterolobii, 217 nucleotides long. NCBI's taxonomy places the organism in Eukaryota, Metazoa, Nematoda, Chromadorea, Rhabditida, Meloidogynidae. The record is from the annotation of a GenBank genome assembly.